UCCCACAAAACGAUGAUCUCUUAGAAAGGAAAAGGAAAAAACACCCGGAGCAGCUGACACUACUGAAUUCGAGGAUUGAUGCACAAGCUAAUCUCAGAAAGAGCAUGGAGAUGGAUGACCUCGUUUUUAACUCUUUGGAUCCUGGGAUACCUGAACUCCGUCAAAAUGUGAAACCAUAUAGUAAUAAACAGCCUGGUUCCUAUACAAAAUGUAGGUGAGCAUUUUCUCCAAGAUCAAACAACAGGAUGUGUUUUCUGCCUCAUGUAAUGUUCACUGUUAAAAAUUCUUCCUUUUCGUUUCUCAUCUUUUUUGGGGUGGUUUUCUAUUGUUGUUGUUGAUGAGCUUGUGAUACAGGAAGAGAUAAAACCAUACAAGAAACUUUUUGCCACUCCGAAAAGUUGUUUGGUGUGUUAAACUCAAAUGACCAAAAACAGGGAAGGGUUCUAGUUGCAAAGCUGUAUCAGACUUGUGAAAUGGAUUUUCAUUCGCUGUUUGGUUACCUGAACUCCCCUAUAAAUGGCUCAAACAUGGCCGCAUCCGAUCUUUGCUGUAUAGUUUCUCUUUCUACUGCGUCCCAGAAAAGUAAAGUAAUAAAUAAAAAAUUGAUAUGUCUCAGGUGUUAAUGCUCUUUUUUACUUUCUUUGAUUUCUUUAGUGUAUGUCCCAGGGUAAAUGUCACGGUGGAGGAAUCCAUCUCUAGAAAUGCUGAAUCUGGUACAAAUAGAUGUGGUGCGGAGGAAGAAGGUUUAAGCUUUGCAAAUAUAGCAGAGAUGUUGAAGCAGGGCCCAAUUCCAUCUGCACUCAAAUCGUAGAAUGAUAAAACCUCUGGUUUUAGUGGGUCUGCUAAUCAUAGUUGUGUAGCAUUUGUGUCUGCAGUCUGUCAAAUGUCCUUACUUGAACAUUUGUGCGCAAUUGCUACUAAAAGCAAUGAUGAACUAGUUUACUGGGGAAUUAGUGGUUCAUACUUUAUCUCAAUCAUUGAGGAAGGAAGCUGGAUUCUCUGUACAAGACCAAGCAGUUCAUGCUCUUUAUUUGCUAUGUAAUUGUGAGUUUCUAUAUACUGUUUUGGCUGAAUAGAAAAUUGUGACCGGGUAAAUAAAUUUGAUUUUCUAAACAGAGAAUUUCUUUGUAGUUUCUUUGAGCAUUCUGUGUUUAUUUUAUGUAUUGCAAAGGAUUUUCUGGACUUAAUAGUUAAUACUACUCUUCACAUAAUUAUGACUCAAGAUAUCGCCAAACCUAUAUACUUAUUCACACAUGUAGUACUUUAUAUAGGAGAUAUUUAUGAAUCCUACUCAUCUCUGAAGCACUAUAUUCAUUUGGUUUAUUUGUCUCAAUGUACAACUCCUGGAAUCAGAGCUUGUAUUGGUAAAUUGUUUCUCUUGCGGUGUUUUUAUAGGCCCAAAAGUUGUAGCUAUGAUCUCUUCUUGCUUAAAAGAGGAUGGAGACCUGACAUACACUAAUAAUAUUAAGGGGCAAGUAUUAAGUGUGGAAUGAGAUCUUAAUUGGCUUGGCACAUUGUGUAGCUUGCUGUGGGAGUGCUACUGCUGAAGUAAGCCUGAUUUUUGAGAAAUAUACAAUUCUAAAGCUGCACGAUAAGAAACUAAAUUAUUGGAUAUGCCGCUGCUCACCUGUUAUCGUCUGACCAGUCAUUUGACUCCACUUGGUUUGUGCUUUUGCUCUCCUUGCUGCAUGUGGUUUGGAUUUAUCAGAGUAAUACAGUUUGGUCUCCUGGCCUGUACUUUUAAUGGAUCUUAAAUUCUGAUUAACUUUCAGGAACUGAAGCUUUGAAGAAAUGCUAUAUCUUGUCUAGCUUUCCUAGGCUCGUCUGGAUUUGAAAUUUUGCUAAAUCAUAGACUCCCAAAGGGCUCCAAUUGUUUUAGUUGUUAAUUCCUUUUGUCAGGUCUCAGUUGUUGCAUAUUAAUCCUAGUAUUGACCUGCACAUGUUGUUACUGAAGUAACCAUUGUUGCGCUUGAAAUCCAAUUAUACUUGGUUUACUUACAGGAACAGUGCCGGUUAUGUUUAUUUGAGGUUUGAAAGUGUGGAAGCUGCAUCACAGGCUCAACAGGCAAUGCACAAGAGAUGGUUUGCUUGCAGAUUGAUUUCGGCCAUAUUCUUGGUAGUUUUCUGCAACGAAUUACCGUCUUUCUCCUUGAAUGUGUGAUUAUAUAUGCUGCUCCACUACUGUGAUCUUAGUGACAGUAGUUUUCUGGGGUUUAUUUUUGGAAUAUGAUUCUUAAUGUGCACUCUGAUAUUAUAAUGUUGUUAUUGGCCUAAUUGUUAAGGUUCUUGUAAUUUUUGAUGCAGCAACCUUAUGAAUACGAUGCCAAAUUCAAAGGUGCUCCCUGAUCAAGUAUACUGGUGAAAUUGCGACUUGUGUUUAACUUACCAAAACAUGCAUUUAGCUUAGCUGAAGUUCUUAACAUGUUUUUUCUGCCUUGGAGAUUGAUGAGUUGUAAGACAAACAAUUCUCUGUCGUGGCAGGAAGUUAGUAGUUCAUCAGAAUGACUGUCUGUUGUUGCUAUGCUGCUUCACUAAUGUGAUCUUAGUGACAGUAAUUUUCUGGGGUGUAUUUUUCGAAUAUGGUUCUUAAUGAUAUUACAAUGUUGUUAUUGGUCUAAUUGUUAUGGUUGUUGUAAUUUUUUGAUGCAGCACAGCAACCUGAUCAAGUCUACUGGUGAAAUUGCGACUUGUGUUUCACGUCCGGGUCCCCAUCCUCGAACAACACCAUGUUGAAUUUGAUUAUGCUAGGCUUAGUUCUAAGCGUUCCAGAUGAUGAUUGCCGUUACAGUUGUAAUGUGUAUUAUGAAUUGAGUCACCAUUGUUUGUUUUGUGAAGGCAGCAGCUUCUACUACUAAUUCCGUUGUUCAGCUGGAUUUUGCUACAAAUUUUGUUUCAUUAGAUUAAGAAAUUAUUGAGGAUCUGUUUAUAUGAAAGUUUAUUUUAUACUGGGUACUAAAUAAAGUACUAGUAAUGUUGAAUUAAUAUUAAGUACUACUCAAAUGUGUUUGAACACUAUUUAGAGCAUGGAAUAAAGUGGGGGCCCACUAACUCAUGCAGGAGUCUCAUGUUCGAUUUCCUAAAAUACUAAGCUACUAAAAUUGGUAGUCUACACUGCAAGAAUAUAUCUCAUGUUCAGAGAUUGGAGAGAGAGAGAGAUUUCAGAAGUCAAAUGCUUUCAUCUUCCUCUAUGCAUCCGAGUUCUUCAUCAGCCGAAACCGACUUCAUGGCAAGCUCGGAGGAGACAAGGUUGAACAUACCUGAGAUCACGGAGGAGCAGGAAGAAAAGGAGGAGGGGCUGGAAAAUCUGAUAGACGAGGCUGACACUGAGGUCAGCAAGAGAUUGGUCGAUAUUUUUCUUCUCAUGUCCACCAUCGUUGCAGGUUCUUGCUAUGCUGCCAUGCUCACCCUCAGCAGCGACAACUUUGGCAGCCUAAGUGAUCUUACUACAUUGGCGUACCUUUUCUUUGUCUUCUGGAACCUCGUGGGCGUGUUUUGUGCGAUCCUGACUGUAGUUAGCAUCAUAUGGUCGUAUUUUUUUGAGAAGAGGUCAGCCAAACGUGCCUUGGAGACUUGGGCAAAAUUUUUCACGGGUGCCAUGAUGUCUAUGACUGCCGCUCUCACCAGUGGAGCUGUGGUAGUGGUUAAGAAAUCCGAGACGAUCCGAGCAGGUGUGCUUAUUCUUGGAUUGUUUUUCACCGUCAUGGUGUAUCGUUUGGGGAUUCCUCUGGUGGUGAACGCUAGAUGGCGUCAGAUAAUGGGUGGUCGUGCCCGCGAUCGUUGAUAACGGCUGCCUUGGUGAUCGAGGGGAUGAUUGUAUUUCUUCACUUCGAAUAUGAAAAUGCUUCAUCUCCAUAACUGUUGCAUUCCUUUUGCUCUGAAACAGGGAUUUUAGUGAAUGUGUGUAUAAGAUAUUGCGAUUUAGGUUUAAUCUAUGACCUUUCUGGAAUUUGCAGUCAUUUGACAUAAUCCCAAAUUUA
Salvia splendens (bonfire salvia) is the source of this 3977-nucleotide messenger RNA. RefSeq lists its product as uncharacterized. The record is from RefSeq and is a predicted model, not a curated record. The coding region runs from base 3170 to 3781 and encodes 203 amino acids. The transcript is spliced from 4 exons. Lineage: Eukaryota; Viridiplantae; Streptophyta; Magnoliopsida; Lamiales; Lamiaceae. Gene Ontology annotation, cellular component: plasma membrane.